CACAAUGACGUCAUUGCGUCAGCGCCCGUGAGUGUGAGCGUCGGGACGGGGGCACGGAACUGCUGUAGGGUCGACGAGUAGUCGAAGAUGAAAGAGAAGGAUGGAAAUGAAACAGCGGUUUUUUAAAUCGAGACACUGACUUGUCUGCAACAAUAAUAUUCGUAGUGUCAAUACGGAGCGAAUGUUGCAUGAGGACUCGCAGAAGAAGGGCUUCAAUAGUGGUAAGGUAGUGAAUGUAAGGAGAGUUGAGGAGGGCUGUAGCUUCUGGGGCUUUUUUGGAGAGGGAAAACAACAUGGCUGCGGUGGAGCUCGAAUGGAUCCCAGAAACGCUGUACAACACUGCUAUCUCGGCUGUGGUGGACAACUACAGCCGGUCAAGAAGGGACAUACGGUCCCUCCCAGAAAAUAUACAGUUCGACGUCUAUUAUAAGCUCUACCAGCAGGGUCGACUCUGCCAGCUGGGGGGAGAGUUCUGUGAGCUGGAGGUGUUUGCUAAAGUGCUGCGGGCUUCAGACAAAAGACACCUCCUGCACCACUGUUUCCAGGCCCUUAUGGACCACGGUGUGAAAGUGGCCUCAGUUCUGGCAAACUCCUUCAGCCGCCGCUGCUCCUACAUCGCCGAGUCUGACGCCCACGUCAAAGAGAAGGCCAUCCAGUUUGGCUUUGUGCUGGGUGGCUUCUUGUCUGAUGCGGGCUGGUAUGGAGAUGCAGAGAAAGUGUUUCUGUCGUGCCUGCAGCUGUGCACGCUCCACAGUGAGGUCCUCCACUGCUACCGGGCUGUGGAAUGCUGUGUCAGGCUGCUUCAUGUCCGUAAUGGAAACUGCAAGUACCACCUUGGGGAGGAGACCUUCAAGCUUGCUCAGUCUUACAUGGACAAACUAGCCAAACAUGGCCACCAGGCCAACAAGGCAGCGCUGUACGGCGAGCUCUGUGCCUUGCUCUUUGCCAAAAGCCACUAUGACGAGGCGUACAGGUGGUGUAUAGAGGCUAUGAAGGAAAUUACUCCAGGGCUGCCUGUCAAAGUAGUGGUUGAUGUCCUUCGCCAGGCCUCCAAGGCCUGCGUGGUGAAAAGAGAGUUCAGAAAAGCAGAGCAGCUGAUCAAACAUGCAGUGUUUCUAGCAAGAGAACAUUUUGGACACAAGCAUCCCAAGUACUCCGACACGCUGCUAGAUUAUGGAUUUUACUUAUUAAAUGUGGACAACAUAUGCCAAUCGGUUGCUAUUUACCAGACAGCGCUGGAUAUCCGACAAUCGGUCUUUGGGGGGAAGAACAUCCAUGUUGCCACAGCCCAUGAAGACCUAGCCUACUCCUCAUAUGUGCACCAGUACAGCUCUGGGAAAUUUGACAAUGCUCUAUUCCAUGCAGAACGUGCCAUAGACAUCAUAACUCACAUUCUGCCUGAGGACCAUCUUCUGCUGGCCUCCUCUAAGAGAGUCAAAGCCCUGAUUCUGGAAGAAAUUGCCAUCGACUGUCACAAUAAAGAGACAGAAGAGCGCCUCCUGCAGGAGGCUCACGACCUGCACCUCUCCUCGCUGCAGCUGGCCAAGAAGGCUUUCGGAGAGUUCAACGUACAGACAGCCAAACACUAUGGCAACCUCGGACGACUCUACCAGUCCAUGAGGAAGUUUAAGGAGGCAGAGGAGAUGCACAUCAAAGCCAUCCAGAUUAAGGAGCAGCUACUGGGCCACGAAGACUAUGAGGUGGCUCUGUCUGUGGGUCACCUGGCCUCCCUCUACAACUAUGACAUGAACCAGUACGAGGAUGCAGAGAGGCUCUAUCUGCGCUCCAUCGCUAUCGGUAAAAAGCUGUUUGGCGAGGGUUACAGUGGGCUGGAGUACGACUACCGAGGCCUGAUCAAACUCUACAACUCAGUGGGAAACUACGAGAAGGUGUUUGAAUACCACAACGUACUGUCCAACUGGAACCGGCUGAGGGACCGGCAGUUUGCAGUGGCGGAUGCCCUGGAGGACGUCAACACUACACCCCAGCAGACCCAGGAGGUGGUACAAGCUUUCCUAUUGGCCCAGAGCCUAGGCCCCACCCGCCCCUGUCUCGGCUGAUUGGUUGACCGAAUGAGAAGGAGAAGAGAGGAGGGAAAAGAGACAAGUGGGUGGGUUUUAGCCUGGUGUGGACAUGAUUUGAGCCCAAAAUGUGAUGCUUCAGUUUCACACGGAUUAGUAACACAGCAAAUUCAAACAUCACUGGCAGCUUGGUUGACUUUGUAUGCUGCCAGUACACACACACAGACAUACACACGUUUUCAUGGAAUAAAAAAAAUAAAUAGAGAAGACACUUAUCAAACCUCAUCAACACACUCUCACCAUCAAGAUGCAGUCACUGCGUUUCUCCAACAGAAAGAGGACACAUGCCCGAGACUGGGGACUCGAAAAGAAACGUCAGACGUCCUAUAAGGAUGACGCACGACCUCCUCGCCUCUCAUCUCACUCGCCUUUUUCUUCCUGGACAGCAGUUUUGCUUUUGUACCGUACCAGUGUAGCUCAGAUCUCCGGGAGCGAACCCGUGUUCUCAAGAGCUGCACGACAGCAUCUGUGGAAUACCUGCACAUCCAUCAGCAUCACUUGGCAGAUCACAGCUGGAAAUAGUUGGAUAUUUUUGACACUUGUACAGUUAAAGAAAAUACAGAUUGUACUCUUGAGUUUUAUUUGAAGGCUUUUUGUUGUUGUUUUUUUCUUUGCAAUUAACUGAACGCGAACCCUCAAAGUUGCGUGGAGGAGAAUGUGAUAACACCAGGUGUGGUUUUUACACACAACAGGUUUUCACAGGUCUUUUUUUCCAGCUUAGUACUGACAUAGUAUCAUUAAAAUGCCAAUAAUUUAUAUGCAAACAUAUGUUUAUGUAGCCCUUUGUUUAAGUUUUCUUACUGAAUGAGAAAUGGCUCAACACUAUGAUAACAAGGGACACGGAUGGGAGGGCAAAGAGGAAGCUGCUACAUGUGCAAAGGCUCCGCAGCCUCGCUUUGUUCAUCUUGAGGCUGUAUGUGUGAGUGAGUGAGUGGAACACAACUCUCGGUGCCCAAGUGCUCCACCGAUGACUACCAGCCUUACACCAGCUUGCAGUUAUCUGUCUGUAGACGGACCCAUAUUUUGAAGUGCUAAAUAAACUAUUAUAUCCUUAACGGCGCUACAGUGGGGACCAAUAUUGUGUGCUUGUGUGCGUGUUUGCAUAGCAGCCUGAUUAUUGUGCAUGUGGCCUCUCUGCUUCACACCCUCCUGUCAGAAAAUCCCAUUAAAGUUCCUGAUAUGUUUUUCUGUUACUGGCCCAUCGUUCAGAGUCUCGCUGUCCAGAAUCUCAUCUGUUGCUUUAUUUAAAAGCUCAGCUUCGGCUGGUUUUCAGUUUUACUCGACAUCUUAGCUCUAUAACAGGGGUGGGGGAACUCCAGGCCUCAAGGACUGGCGUCCUGCAGGUUUUACAUGUGCUUGAUCCAACACAGCUGGUUUAAAUGGCUAAAUUAAAAAGGUUUCCAGAGGCCUGACAAUGAACUAAUCAUUGGAUUCAGGUGUGUUGACCCAGGGUCAUAUCUAAAGCCUGCAGGACACCAGCUCUACAGCUGCCAUGUUGGUAUUUUAAAGCUAACUUAGGCUCUCUAGUGGACAAAGUAUGCAACGGCCAUUACAUACUUUGUGCCGAAAGGGCUUUAAAGGAACAUGUUCUUAUUUUUAGACUGUAAUAUUGUAUCUUUUCAUUAUUCUCAGUUCUAAAUAAUCCUUAUUGACCUUAUCCUGAGCCUUGGGGCAGCCACUCAAGUCAGUGUCUAUCUGAAAACAGCUCUUUUAGUGCCUCUGUCUCUCUUAAAGCCAGCUCUCUUCUGCCUGUCACACACAAAUAGUUUGAACAGCAGGUGUGUAGCCAGAGCUGUGUGCGUGACUUAACCAUGUUAAUGGGUUUGGCUCACUGACAUGAGAAAACAGAACAUUUGAACACCUAGUUGGUCCAUUUGAAACCUGUUUGGAUUUUGUUCUGUAUAUUUGGAGUAAGCUACAGUGCUGCGACAAAGUAUUUGCCUCCUGAUUUCUUCAUUUCAUGCAUGUUUGUCACACUGCAGUGAUUAAGAUCAUCAGACAACAUUUAAAAUGAGAUAACAUACGUUUUUAAUUGAUUUGUGAUUUUUGGUGAGGGACAAAAGAACCUACCUGGCCCUGUUUGAAAAAGGAAAAAAACAAAAACAGCUUUUCAUAAAAAGAACAUCACAGUAAGAGCAUGUGGAGGGAGUGGGAGUGGAAGUGGGCUGCUUGGAUGAUUAAGGAUCUGGAUGGAAAAAGGAAUUCUGCUCUCGACGUACAGCUCGAGCGUGCUCGGGUUACGCAGCAGAACAACACAAUCCCAAAUAUACCAGCAAGUCCAUGACCUUAACAGGUUGUUCAUGGCCAACACCCCACCAGUGCUCCUCCGUACUCGACCAGUUUUUAGACUUUAGGCCAGGUAGGUUUGGAUAACUUUUUACCCUUAAUCCUAAUUUUCAGCUUAUUCUGGUUAUGUCUGUGUAACAUUAACAGUUGUAUGAUGACCUGAAAGUGAGACAAAAAUGCAAAAAACAAUGUGUAUAUCAAGAACGGGGCAAGCUCUUGUUCACAGCACUGUUUAUGUACCUGUGAUCCUGUAAAGCCUUCCACUGCAGAUGCUUUCAGUCUAAUAUUUAGUCCACAGUUUGGGAAUCACCAGCUUCUCUGGAUGGGAUUUUUUCGUUAGUGCAAUUCUAACAUUACACAUGGACCCUUGUUUCACUAAAGCAGUCUGUCAAUAUAAGAGGUGAAGGAGAAAUGAGCGCUUAAAGAGACGCUGCGUAACAGUGGCGUGAAGAAAGGCAUGGACGCAUGCUGUAGCAGAUGAAGGAUGAGAUUUUGCACAGUCGAGGCUGAACACAGGCUGUGGAGAUUCUGUGCAACGUUACUGAGAAUGUGAUGCCAUGGAUGAAUAGUCCGCUGUUAAUUUAGUAUUUAGUUUGUUUUGAAAAGAACGAAUGAAGAAAACGAGCUUUGCCUUGCUGUUGCUUCAGUGCUGUCAAUGUCUCCCUCUGUAACAGUGAUGUGAGGGGCUGUAGCUGAGGAGGAGGUCCAGCUCUCAGCUAAACACUCAGUGCUUUGGCUUAAAUAGACCCCCCACCCCUCCACCUCUGAGUAGAUUUCUUAUCUACAGACUUUACUUGUAAACAGGUGCAUACAAAGAGAAGGAUCAUGAAUAUUUCUUUGUCUUAAAAAGUGAAUCAUGGAGAAACUUUGCAUGAUUUGACGUGUGUGCUGUGAGGGCUACGUCUGCAUCUUCUCCAGAGGAUUACAAAACAGGUCUCGGCAGCAGUUUCUAAUCCAGCUUCGGCUGAGGUGCAAGUUCCUUUUUCCUGCUUGGCCAAGAUGAUCUGCUGAUGUCUGAAAGGGAAUAGUGUAGUUCAAGUGGUGGUGUCGGGGGUGGGGGGCGCAGGACAAAGUUCAAAUUGAAGCUGCGAUGUCUCCAACAGCCCGCUUCUCUCUUCAGAGUUCAAAGGAGACGUGUGGGAUGUGUUCACUGUUGUCCUGUUACUGCUUCACUGUUAGCUUCAAAAACAUUAAAACAUCGUUGACCAUCA
Molecule: messenger RNA, 5578 nt
Organism: Maylandia zebra (zebra mbuna)
Lineage: Eukaryota; Metazoa; Chordata; Actinopteri; Cichliformes; Cichlidae
Gene: appbp2
Product: amyloid beta precursor protein (cytoplasmic tail) binding protein 2
Biological process (GO): intracellular protein transport; proteasome-mediated ubiquitin-dependent protein catabolic process
Cellular component (GO): Cul2-RING ubiquitin ligase complex
Molecular function (GO): protein binding; ubiquitin-like ligase-substrate adaptor activity
Source: RefSeq, a predicted model, not a curated record